AGUCUGGAUGAGCUGGACGACGACGACGCAGGGGAGAAGGACAGGAAGGAGGAGGAGGAGCUGGUUCAGGCCAACACGUUCCAGAAUGAGUCCAUGGCUGCUGACCCCGCCACCGGCCACUUACUGGACAGCCCGAGAUGCGGAAGCAGCCGGCACAAGAGCUCUGCAGGACCAGGGUCUGAGGAGGAGGUGGGCGGGAACAGCCGACAACGACACAACCGUCACGGCAGAGAAGGAGGAGCUGCAGCCGGGGGAAGUCUGGAGAAAAGGAUGGAGGAGCUGGAGAGGGAGCUGGCCAGAGAGCGUCAGGAGACCGCCCGGCUGCUGAAGGCCCACCAGGACAAAGACGACCUCAUCGGGAAGCUGAAGGAGGAAAUCGACUUGCUGAACAGAGACCUGGACGACAUUGAAGAUGAGAAUGAGCAGCUCAAACAGGAGAACAAGACUCUGCUGAAGGUGGUGGGUCAGCUGACCAGGUAGAACGGCUCUGCCCGGACCCGACACUUUAUCAAAACACCAGACUCCCCCCUGAUGAUGAGCGGAGCCUCCCUUUUCUCCUCCCACCUCCUGCCCCGGGUCAAGUCCUUCAUUGUGGCAUUUUUAUCUGUUUGAUUCUGUCUCUACUUCUGUGUUAGAGGUGAAACUGUAAAGUCCUCGCAGCCUUAAAUGCAUCGUCGUCGUUGUGAAAGCUGAGUGAAGCGGGGGGGCUGACGUGCUCCUAUCCCGACAAGAUAUAUACAUAUUUAAUGUAAAUGUAUUGUAUAUAGGCCAUUUAGAUCUGUUCAUUAUUUUGAUUUUUGAUAAGGUCUUAAAAAGCAAAAGUGAAUGAAUGUAUGUGCAAGAACAAGCGCACACUAAGUCUUGUAAAACAUUUUUAGAGGCUAAAAAGAAAGUCUCGUAUUUUACACAUUUCCACGUCUUUGCACGCAGCAGAUCUCCAGUGUUGUGCUGUCUCUGGGACUAUGGAUGAUUCUUAAGGUCAGGCAUAAGAAAAAAUAAGGAGGAGACGAUUUUAUUUCAAUUAUUCUGCACUUUUUAAGACUAUAAAAUUACUAACGUUAAAACAAAACACCUUGUGUAUAUGAAUCGGUGAAACCUCACAAGCUCACUCAAAGAAAUCUGCCAAGGAGGUUAUAUAUUUCCUCAGAUUUAAUUCCAUUGUUCUAAACAUUCAGACUUUAUUCACUCAGUAAAAAAAAUCUUCCUCAUUUUUUGAGCCUGUCCCUAAUCCUCUUCUAUAGUUGGACAUUUGGACCAAACUCAACAUAAUUACUGCUUCAGUACCAUCAGCCAAAGUGGGCUUAGCGCCUCGCAAUGCAUGUGAGACUUUUGUUUUUAUCAAUUCUUUUAAUAUAAAACUAAAAUCUGGUUAUCCGGUGCCAGAUUUACCUUUUUCCAACAAUUAUUUCUUGGUACAUUUCACAUUACACAUCCCACUGGAGCCUCCACAAACCCCAAUGAAGAAAAUCUAAGUUUUAAUUAUUUCCAGUCGGCACAAGCAAGAAUUUAUAUAAAUUUAUAUCCUUUAUGCUUUUUUAAUGUUAGCGUCUGAGUAUUAUAAGUGUCUGCGAUGAGAUGUUUUAGGGUGAAACCCUCGUCUAGUAUAAACUGUAUGUGGAUUCUCUUUUUUUUUUAAAUUUGCUCUUGUUUACAAGUUAUGGUCUUUUGCAAUAUGUGGUAGUGAGUUAGCUGCUCUCUUUUAUGGCAUCUGCGAUGUGUGGAGUGAGCUACAGUGCAUCUUCGUAUGAUAACCAAAUGAACUAAAGGAUAUUUGAAGUGCAUCUCUUUCGUUUACUCAAGGGAACAGGUUCGGCUGGUUGAGGCAUUUUAUUUUCUGUACUUAGAUCAUGUUUAUUCCAGCGAGGAGCCGCUCGCUGAGCUCCUGCACUGUGGCAAAUCAUCGAUAGACGAUCAAUAGACGACUCUGCUUCCACAUGCGCUCACGUUUUUUGCGGGUGAAGUUUAAACCCGUCGCAGACAGAACAUCACAGACCCAUCUCUCCUUCCAUUACAUUAUGCAUGUACAGAAGAUUAAGUCAUUUAAUAAAAGUUUGAUUAUCU
Messenger RNA from Paralichthys olivaceus (Japanese flounder), 2061 nucleotides. Lineage: Eukaryota; Metazoa; Chordata; Actinopteri; Pleuronectiformes; Paralichthyidae. The record is from RefSeq and is a predicted model, not a curated record.